UAGUACCUGUGUUUACCUAACCUACUGUUCUUUAGCCAGUCUUCCCAUUGCCAGAGUUAAGGAUUUCCACUCCAGAAUCUGCAGCUAAAUGAGAUCAUGAUUUUGGAAGGAGCUGGCAGAAUGAGUAUCAAUUCCAGCAGCAACCUACUCCACCAGCAGCCUUCUUGGACAGACGGAUAUUCCACAUGCAACGUGUCGAGCAGUUUCUAUGGAACGCAGUGGCACGAAAUCCACCCGCAGUACUGGACCAAGUUUCAGGUCUGGGAGUGGCUGCAACAUCUCCUUGAUACCAACCAGCUGGAUGCCAACUGCAUACCUUUCCAGGAGUUCGAUAUCAACGGGGAACAUCUGUGCAGCAUGAGUCUGCAGGAAUUCACUCAGGCAGCAGGGACGGCAGGGCAACUGCUUUACAGCAACCUUCAGCACCUAAAAUGGAACGGUCAGUGCGGAAGUGACAUGUAUCAAUCUCAUAAUGUUGUUGUGAAGACAGAACAAACAGAUCCAUCGUUAAUGGUGUCCUGGAAAGACGAGAAUUAUCUGUAUGACAGUGGCUAUGGUAGCACAGUAGAGUUAUUAGACAGUAAAACGUUCUGCCGUGCUCAGAUCUCCAUGACCACACCUAGUCACCAGCCUCCUGAUUCUUCAGAUGUGAAAAAAACACAAGAGCAUACCCCAAAGUCCCACACCAAGAAGCACAACCCUCGAGGAACUCACCUCUGGGAAUUUAUUCGAGAUAUUCUUCUCAAUCCUGAGAAAAACCCAGGAUUAAUCAAGUGGGAAGACCGAUCAGAAGGUAUCUUCAGGUUUUUAAAAUCUGAGGCUGUGGCUCAGCUCUGGGGAAAGAAGAAAAACAACAGCAGCAUGACCUAUGAGAAACUCAGUCGGGCUAUGAGAUAUUAUUAUAAACGAGAAAUCCUGGAGCGUGUGGAUGGUCGGAGAUUAGUAUACAAAUUUGGAAAGAAUGCCCGUGGCUGGAGAGAAAAUGAGAAUUAAAUAUGUCAAGAAACAACAUAUAAAACAUCUGGAUGUAAAUAUUCAAAGACUAUUUUCUUAUAUUUAUGUACCAAACUGGGGUGAAAAACCAAUUCUACUUCUGUCGGGAAGAAGGAACACUAUCAUUAUUGGUGUUAAAAUUAUUUUAUUUGAAGUAUGUCCUGUAUGGGGAAAAAAUGUACACAGUUUUCUGUGAUAUACGAUAACAUUAUAGAAUUAUGAUUAUUUUUCCCUUCUUGUGAAGUUUUUCUCUUUUUUUUUUUAAAUCAUACAGGCGUAAUGUGAUUUAUGACAAUGCUGUGAGUCAUGCAAAGAAAGGGAAGGAGGGAAAUACUAGGGCAUUUAGCGAGUAUGAUAAUCCACUGCAGAAGGCAACUACAAGUGGAGGAAACAGUAAGCAUCUCUGAGCCAAGUAGUUUUGUUCCAUAAUCAUCUGGUUUGUAGCUUUCAUUGGCCAAUAUCACUUGUUCCUUCCCUCCUCCAUUUUCUAAGUGUUUAAACACUUAGAAAACUUAGUGGCUUCCAGUUGCUUUUGUUAAGUUGGACGGUGGGUUCGUCUUCAGUUAGCUCAUCCUAGCCACAAGGAGCAGUGGCUCUACAAGGUGGCUGUGAGCAUUUGUUUGGGGAACUCAUACUACCUCCACCACUGGUACCUUCUUCUGUAGGCAGAAGUUCAGGACUUGACCUUGCCUGGUACUGAGUAUCCUCCAUAAUCUCCAAAGGGCAUUCAGCUCAUCCCAGGAAAAGGGCUAUUCAUUUUUAACUAACAUCUCUGAGGUGAACUGCAGGAAGAGAGUCAGUCUCAGGGACCAAAAGCUAUUGAAGGGAGAUAAUUGUUUUCUGACUGGGAAAACUUACUAAAAUGCCCCAGUUUUCCAUAAAAAUAAUUAAAAAUCCUCUUACAUUCCGAAUUAGAGCAUUCAACCUCAUGCCACAUAAAUUGGUGAGGUAGUAGACAAGUAAAACUUAUGUACUAAUCCCAUAACAUGCAGAAGAAGCCUCCCCUGUUCCUUCAAGCCAUAUGGUCCUCCUGGCAGGUCAAGUUUCACUUGGACAGAUACUUUUCAAAAAGCCUUUGAGAAAGGCGAAGCUCCAGUGCAUGUAAAACAUGAGUUCACUUUGCUUUUCUCAAAUCUAAAUCUACAUCCUUUGUAUUUAUCAGCUUUGCUUGGGAUUCUUAGUAGGGAAAAAAAACUUGCCAACAUGAAGCCACUCAGGCUUUGGGGACAUUCAGAUGUGGGUCAGUAUUUUGGGCUCACCUCUAGCAGUGCUAUGCAGAGACUGAACAUUCAUUAGCAGCUUCUUCUUUCUCUAAGUCACAAAUGCUUCCUCCUGGAAUCAAGCACGUACAGAACACGGGGAAAUAAAAAAUAGAGGAGGUGGCACGUCACCAGGUCACUGAGUGCAUGAGAUGUGGGAGCUGAGAAACAGGAUUUUCUUGGUGAUGUUAACAGAGGUGAAACCAAGAUCAUUUCCAAUUCACUUUUUUCAGGGAUGAGGAAUUUGGAAAACAAUAUCAAGAGAUAUUGGGGGCUGAGAAGUCCAGGACAAAAAAAGGAAAAAAAAGAAAAAAAAAGAAAAAAAUUUAGGCAUAUUAAAUCUGUACUGGCAAUAUCCAUUUCCUCAGGUAUUGCCUGGAUUUGAUUCCAGAUUUGCUUGAAAUGCAGCAGGGUGCAGCUGGAGGUUGUAGGCUAUUCCAUUUUUUGCUUAUCUUAAAAAGAAAUAAAGAUGAAACCAAAAGACAACAGAAUUAUCAAUAUAAAGGUCAUCAAAUGUGCUUAGCAACAAUUUGUAGGCAAACACGAGAGCCUAACUUGUUAUCUACACAUGUAGGGCAUGUUAAACAAUAACACUACCUCCUACACUGUGUCACCAUCAAUUACCCAUACAUGACAAUUUUUACUUUUCAUAACCUGGGUGGAGAGAAGUUCAUCUUAUUUACAAAUCAAGUAAUCAGCCUCUGUAUUUCAAAGCAUUUUUUUUUCUCUCAGUGUAUAUCUCUCUCUCUCUCUCUUUUUUUUUUUUUUGGACUGACUGAGCUGGCAUUGCUUGCUUUUGCGCAACUCACUGAUUUCCUCUUUUUUAGCUUGAUUGACUACAUUCCACUCCCUUUGCCUUCAUUUAUAGUUCAUAUAACAAGAGUCAGGCCAGCAGAUCAGGAGAGCACCUUCACUUUGCUCCAAAGAGCGCUUCUCCCUGCCACCCCAUGUUAUUUGCAGCCCUUCACUCCAUGCUCUUCACCACUCCAGACAACACAGUGGGUGAAAACCUGAAGUCAGUGGUACCAGCACAAAUCCACUGACACCAGGUUUUCACCCGCUCUUGCUCUGGGAGCAAAGAGGGAUAGUGGAGAUCGGUAGCAAUACUGGUGUACUUCAUCUCAGGUUAACGUAUGUCAUCUAGCAAAUGACUGUAAUUCCUUUGUAAAGCUGCUUUUUAACCAGAUCUCUCACCAGGCUUCCCCGGAAGUAAAAUGAAUUUGUGGAUAUACAUGUGUUACCCCUU
This is a messenger RNA of Struthio camelus australis, 3498 nucleotides long. RefSeq names its product ETS homologous factor (gene EHF). Gene Ontology annotation, molecular function: DNA-binding transcription factor activity, RNA polymerase II-specific; sequence-specific DNA binding. Gene Ontology annotation, biological process: cell differentiation; regulation of transcription by RNA polymerase II. The record is from RefSeq and is a predicted model, not a curated record. Lineage: Eukaryota; Metazoa; Chordata; Aves; Struthioniformes; Struthionidae. Gene Ontology annotation, cellular component: nucleus.